This is a messenger RNA of Sceloporus undulatus (fence lizard), 1775 nucleotides long. RefSeq names its product nodal growth differentiation factor (gene NODAL). Gene Ontology annotation, cellular component: extracellular region. NCBI's taxonomy places the organism in Eukaryota, Metazoa, Chordata, Lepidosauria, Squamata, Phrynosomatidae. Gene Ontology annotation, biological process: BMP signaling pathway; SMAD protein signal transduction. The record is from RefSeq and is a predicted model, not a curated record. Gene Ontology annotation, molecular function: cytokine activity; type I activin receptor binding; growth factor activity. The transcript has 3 exons. Bases 84 to 1169 code for a protein of 361 amino acids.
CUGGGCGGCUGGGAGAAGAGGAAAGGCGAGGCCGAGGAGGAGGAGGAGGAGGAGGCCGGGAGACAAGGCCUCCCUCAGCCACGAUGCAGCCGCCUCUCCUCUUCUUCCUCCUCCUCCUCCUCCUCCUCUCUCAGGCGGUGGAAGGCUGGCCCUGCGCCGCCCAGGCAGCAGCCCCUCUCCCGGCCUACAUGCUCAGCCUCUACCGGAGCCCCCUUCCCCCGGCCGACCUCGUCAGGAGCCUCCAGCCCCUCAGUAUCCACCAAGUGGGACAAAAAUGGAGCAUCAUUUUCAACCUUUCUCUUUCUCAAGAAGAGGAGCUGCAACUAGCUGAGUUGAGACUUCAUCUGCCUAGGUCUGGGAGAAAUACUGCUUUCAACAAUACUCCAGUGUCAGUGGAUCUGUAUCACCAACAAGAAAUAAUUUGCCCAAGUGGUCAAAACUGCCUACACAUUAAAUACAUAGGCUCCUUUGGGGCAUUCCCAUCAGCACAUUCAAACUGGGUAGUCCUGGAAGUCACAGACCAGCUUUUGAAGUGGUACACCAAUAGCAGUUCAGCAAAGGAUCCUUCUCAGGAGUUUCUAAAUCAAAUACAACAGCUUACCAAAAACAUCCCAAAGCAAGUGACCAGCACAUGUGGAUCUGUAGACAGAAGAGCUAUUUUGGUGCUUUUCUUAAGACUUUCCAAAGAAGAGAAAAAACAAAGCAGCUCAAGCUUACUCCAGACAGUGAAGAGCUCAAAAUUCUUUCUGCAGGGAAUACCAAAAGAGACAGUACCAGUCUGGAACACCAAGAGGCACAGACGCCACAAGAGCCCCCAAGAUUCAUCUUUACUGAGCUUGGAAAAACUAGAGUUCAAACACCUGUGCCGAAGAGUGGACCUCCUUAUUAGUUUUGAAAAGAUAGGCUGGAAUUCCUGGGUUAUAUAUCCCAAGCAAUACAAUGCUUUUCGUUGUGAGGGAACAUGUCCUGUCCCACUAAAUGAUGAUUUCCAGCCAAGCAACAAUGCUUACAUGCAGAGUGUGCUGAAAUAUCAUUACCCAGAACGCGUUCCCGCUGCCUGCUGCAUCCCAGUGAGACUCAGCCCACUAAGCCUGCUCUAUUAUGAAGAAGGACGGGUUAGCAUAGGUCACCAUGAAGAUAUGAUAGUAGAAGAGUGUGGCUGCCGCUGAAGAGACUGCAUUGUGCGACAGAAGCUUCUGUUCUGGCCCUUCCUAAACUGAGAAAAUAAAAGAAGACUUGCUUCAUGGACAAAACAGUUCUCUAAUGAGCUGUCAUUAAAGUAUGAUGGUGAGACCAGCUUGGAAGACAGGCCCUUCUUGUAUGCAAAGUUAUGGGCUACCAAAAGUAUUUAUUUUCAAUCACUGUUAAAAGUGAGAAUGAAAGCUUGAUAGAUCUGGGUUUGAAGACCGUCUGCUGAAAAGCCGAGAAUAUUAGAAUUCAGACUACAGAAAGAUCGAGACUUUUGCACCAUGAGGUGACAUCUCGUCAAGAGGUGAAUGCAUGGUCCUAUCCUUACAGUGAUAUGUUGAUCAUACUUUGGAAAAUUAUUAACCUGAGUCAGUGGUCAUUUGUUCUGUGUCCAAUGUGGCAACAAGAACCCUGAUCUUAAAGUUUUAUGUCAUGAGGAAGGUUAAACACAGCAAGAGGGACAGUAUCUGAUGGGACAGUGUGUGAGGAGCUGCUAUGUAUGAACUAAUCCUACAACAAACAUGUUUACAUCUUUGUCACACAGGUAAAUAAAAGUAGAAUUUAAGAAUACAACUUAUUUCAUUGCU